Loa loa (African eye worm) is the source of this 582-nucleotide messenger RNA. RefSeq lists its product as hypothetical. Lineage: Eukaryota; Metazoa; Nematoda; Chromadorea; Rhabditida; Onchocercidae. The transcript has 4 exons. The record is from RefSeq and is a predicted model, not a curated record. The coding region runs from base 1 to 582 and encodes 193 amino acids.
AUGGCAUAUUUCUUAACGCCUGAAGAAGUAUCACCGAUUGAAGCAAUCAUCCGGAAUCGUAUUAAUUUUUGCUUCCGAUUCUUAGUUGCUUUAUUUUUCAAUUACCAGACAUUCGACUUCAUGUUCAGUCCAGUUUGGAUCCAUGGAUACAUUUGGUCAUUGAAUCAAAAAGUUGAUCUUGAACUGAGCACCAAAUCAGCUGGUGACAUCUUUCAACACCAAUUAUCAAUUUGCGGCUAUUCCGAGCGUAUCAUUUACUCCACUCUCCUUGUUUUCAUUAUAUGGAUCUUCUUACUAAUUUCUGGUUUUCGAAAUAAUCGAACAGUCUGGCGACUUCUGCGCCUUUCAAUAAUGAUCGGAGUACUCACUGCUAUUUUGCGUUGCUUACAAAUGAAACAACGCCUCUACUCGGCUAUACAUGAGGGAUUUUACGCAUAUUUCCUUAUAUUCUCUACAGGAUUGAUACUAACAUUACAAGUGAACGAAAGGAUAACUGUUUCAAGUAUGGAAUUGAAAUCGGAUGAAGUGCCUUUGAUCAUAAAACCUAAUGUGGCGAUGUUUACGCCAAAAAAAUUAUUAUGA